Phytomonas sp. Hart1 is the source of this 519-nucleotide messenger RNA. The record is from the annotation of a GenBank genome assembly. NCBI's taxonomy places the organism in Eukaryota, Euglenozoa, Kinetoplastea, Trypanosomatida, Trypanosomatidae.
AUGGGCUCUGGGGUGCCUCAGACGUACGAGUUACCCACGGCAAAGGCAUUUUGCGAGAGGCAGCAGCUAUGCUUGCCGCACCACCACAUUAUCUGGGAACAGGAAGCCGAUGGGAACACACCCAAACACCCUACGGAGAGGAGUUUGCCAUUGACUGACCAAAUCCUUUCGCUGAGCACCGCGUUAUGGCGACGCCUGUGCGAUUUACAGAUUUGGCGGGGAGUUCUCGGCGGUAUUUUAUCGAAGCUGAUGGCUUCGUUUAAUUUCUAUGGUUCCAAUGUGCAGAAGUUACUUUUGGAUGAUACAGGGGAUUUUCGUAUGAAUGGGCUUUGGGGUACGUUAUCAAUGGUCUUAGUUUGCUUCUUGGUGGGACUUUUCACGUCACUAAUCCUCGUACGGUGUUUUUCUGAAAAAAUUUCGCGCAGAAAUGAAACUCAUAAGCGUGAAUCGGUGUCUGAAAGGUCAUUAGGCAAUUCUGUAAAGAGUGAUAAAAUCGAUUUGAAGCGGAAGAACAACUAA